Hypanus sabinus (Atlantic stingray) is the source of this 3174-nucleotide messenger RNA. Its product is annotated as serine/threonine-protein kinase SIK2-like. Gene Ontology annotation, molecular function: protein serine/threonine kinase activity; tau-protein kinase activity; ATP binding. Bases 364 to 939 code for a protein of 191 amino acids. Gene Ontology annotation, biological process: protein phosphorylation; microtubule cytoskeleton organization; intracellular signal transduction. The transcript has 4 exons. Gene Ontology annotation, cellular component: cytoplasm. The record is from RefSeq and is a predicted model, not a curated record. NCBI's taxonomy places the organism in Eukaryota, Metazoa, Chordata, Chondrichthyes, Myliobatiformes, Dasyatidae.
UGCGAGGAGCCCGAGAGCCCGCCUUCUGCACACAUUAGCCGGGAGUUCGUACGUCAAUCUGCGUCAGCCAGGAUAACAUGAUGCCUCCUGCAACGGCCCGGACCUCGGAGCCUUAAUUUCUCUUUUGUUUCGGAGGCCGGGGGUUAUCUGCCCAGCCGCCUCCGCCCCCCCUCCCCUCCCCCUCACUCUUCCCCCCCCACCCCCGCCUUCACUCGGGACUCCUGCCUGCAGCCGGCCCCGGAGGCUCUUUUUUUUUGUGUGUCUGUGCGGCGCGCUGUGUUUCCGACCCUCUUUUCUCCCAGGCGAAGCGGAAUGAAGUUGUUUCCCAGCCCGGUGUAGUUGCCUCCUUGCCCGGCCCCCAGCAUGGUCAUGGCGGAUUGCCCGGGCAAACUACACCGGGGUCCCGUCCGGGUCGGCUUCUACGACAUCGAGCUCACGCUGGGGAAGGGCAAUUUCGCCGUCGUGAAGCUGGGCAGGCAUCGCAUCACCAAGAGCGAGGUCGCAAUAAAAAUCAUCGACAAGUCUCAACUGGACGCUGUGAACUUGGAGAAGAUUUACAGAGAAGUACAAAUCAUGAAACUGCUAGACCAUCCGCAUAUCAUCAAACUGCACCAGGUCAUGGAGACCAAAAACAUGCUCUAUCUAGUAACGGAGUACGCCAAAAACGGAGAGAUCUUCGCUGCUCUCUGGCGCACCCUGGCCCUACGGUUGAUCGAAUUUGGGGUGAGAAUGCCGUUUUCUGUGGAGCCAGAAUGUCAGGUGACUUUCCCCCAGCUCCCUUUACUCCCGUCCUUCAAUUUAAUGUCGCGAUGCUCCGUAACCUGCCGACUCACUCCCAAGGUCUCCACGACUGGCUUCAGACCCGCGGCCACCCUUCCAAUCUGUCCAAGUCCUUCUGCAGGUUGCUGUUCUUGUGUUUCCGUAGAAGUAUCAAAGUAAUGGAAAGGAAACGCGGACCUGAGUUCAGUUUUGCGUUAAAGCGGGGUGCGCGCGUGACGCAUGACAUUCACGUACUUCUGCAUAUAACCCACAGAGAAUUAUUUUAGUGAACACUAAUGCUUAAUCAAACAAUAUGUUUAUAAACAACACACACACAGAUGCACGUAAACACACACAGACACACAGACACUCACACACACAGACACACACACAGACACUCUCACACACAUAGACACACACACAGACACACACACAGAAACACAGACACUCUCACACACAGACACACACACUCACACAAAUGCACAUAAACACACACAGACACACACACAGAAACACACACACACUCACACACUCACACACACACACUCACACACAGAAACACACACAGACACACACACACACACACUCACACACUCACACACAGACACACACACAGACACACACACACACACUCACACACUCACACACAGAAACACACACACACACUCACACACUCACACACACACACACACUCACACACACUCUCACACAGACACAGACACAUACACACACACACACACACACACACACACACACAGACACACACACACACUCUCACACAGACACACACACACAGACACAGACACACACUCUCACACACACACGCACACACAGACACACAAAAUGCUGGAGGAACUCAGCAGGCCAGGCACAGCCUCUAUGGAGAAAGAACCCUUCGGCAGACCCGAAAAGUCGACUGUGCCUUUUUUCCACAGGUUCUGCCUGGCCUGCUGAGUUCCUCUAGCAUUCUGUGUGUGUUGCUCCGGAUUUCUAGCAUCUGAAGAUUUUCUCCUGUUUCUGAUAUGUUUAUAAUAUUACUCAGCUAUUGCUGAAGUAUUAAAUACUCCUCCCUGCCUAGCUUAUAAACUCCAACUCAAUAAGGAAUGCAUCUCAACCAUAUGCACAGCCUACCAAAUAGUACAGCUGUUACACAGGCAGCCACAGGGUAGUAAGUUUUAAAUUGUUCCACUCGGGCCUAAAGAUUUAAUUGGUGUGGAGGAUUUCUCAUUCUAGUGGGGCAAUAUCUUUCCUGACGGUGGUUGGCGGGGCAUGCGGUGGUGUGACUCUGCUGGGCAGGAGGAGUUUUGUCAAGGAACAACUCCUCAUAUUCUGGGGCCUGUUGAUGAGGAGUUACCAAAAGACCAUAUGACAGUAAGAUAUAGGAGCAGAAUCAGGCCCAUCGGGCCUUCCAGCCCUCACAAAUCAAGGAUCUAUCAACUGCUCAGUGGUAUUAGGAGUAAUAGGCAACUGUCGAUCACAGGGGGGUCGUGGGUUUGCGCCUCUGGUGGACGGGAAGAUUUGGAGGACUGGCUAUUGCCCACGCUGCGGGCUCCCCCUCCCCACGUCGCUGAUGUGGUCCGAGGGAAGGGCAGGCGCCCGAUACGGCUCGGCGCCGGUGUCGUCGCAGAGGCUGCCAGAGCGAAGUUUGUAAACAACGUCAAACCGCAUUAGGGACCCCGACUCCGGGCUUAUUCCCGAAGCCUUUCCCGUGGUUUGAAAGCAGAGAUUUCCCUCUCCUUUCCUUGUCAAGCAGUCUCAUGUGUGGCCCCUUGUCAAAGGCCUUCUGAAAAUCCAGCUGCACGACCUCCACUGAUCCUCCCCUGUCUACCCCGCUUGUUAUUUCCUCAAAGGAUGCCAACAGGUUUGUCAGGCCUGGCUUUCCUCUGAGGAAGCCAUUUUGACUACGGUCUACUUCAUCAGGUGCCUCCUGAAACCACAUCCUCAACAACAUCUUCCCAACCACUGAGAUCAGGCUAACCGGCCUGUAAUUUCCUUUGUUCUGCCUCUCUCUCCCUUCCUGAAGAGUGGAGCGACGUUUGCAAUUUUCAAUUCCCCUGGAAACUGAUUAUCAAAAGACCACCCUGUGAAUGCCUCCACAAUCUGUUCAGCCUCCUCCGCCGGAACCCUCGGGCCUAGGCCGUCUGGCCCAGGUGGCCCAGUUACCUUCAGGCCUUGAUUUGUACUGGGACAACAUGUCAAGGGGAGUUGUCCUCAUCUGUAAAAAUUUCCCGGUACUUCCUUUUCCAAGUAUGAACAGGACAAUCCGUCGGCUUCUCCGUGGUUGGUUAGUUGGCCUCCCGAAUUCCAUCCCGCAAAGAAACGGGGACCACCCCCGCAUUGCUGUUAGUGGGGCGCCCUUCUGCGGAUCGGAAAUGGAUGCCGGAGGUUGGUGAUCAGUAACGGGGGCGACCCACG